AUGCGGAGACAAGCCAGUGAGUUGGUAAAGAGGCUAUGGGAACAGAUUAUGGUAUUACCGGACUCCAAUGUUUUAAAACUAAUUCAAGAGACUCAGGUAUUUCAUGAUGCUGCAAAAAUAGGGAAUGUUGAGUUUCUAACUCUGCUUACUCACUCAUAUCCUGAUCUUAUAUGGAAAGUCAACUUAAAUAAAUACUCCAUAUUUCAUGUUGCUGUUAUAAACCGACAAGAGAAAGUGUUCAGUCUGAUCUACCAGAUAGGAGCUAUUAAGGAUUUAAUUACACUCUAUAAAGAUAAAAAAGGAAACAACAUUUUACACUUGGCCGGGAAAUUAGCACCUCCAAGUAGACUCAAUAUUGUAUCUGGAGCAGCUCUUCAAAUGCAGAGAGAGCUACUAUGGUUUAAGGAGGUGGAGAAGAUUGUAUCACAUUCAUUAUUUGAUAUGAAAAACGAUGACCACAAAACACCAAGGGAGUUAUUUUCAGAGGAGCACAAGAAUUUAAGGGAGGAUGGUGAGGAGUGGAUGAAGGAGACAGCAAGUUCUUGCAUGGUUGUAGCAACUUUAAUCGCUACAGUCGCGUUUGCUGCAGCAUUUACCGUACCAGGUGGCAAUAAUGGAACAGGCACUCCAGUUUUCUUGAAGAACAGGUGGUUCACAGUUUUUGUUAUAUCUGAUGCAGUGGCAAUGUUCAGCUCGACAACGUCCAUAAUGAUGUUCUUGUCUAUCUUAACUUCACGCUAUACAGAAGAUGAUUUUUUAUUUUCUUUACCAGCAAAGUUGAUGGUUGGGCUAGUUUCACUCUUUGCUUCAAUUGUUUGCGUGGUCUUAACAUUUAGUGCAACCUUCUUUUUGGUGUACAACGAGGAAAAGCAGGGGCCGUUGCCAAGACUUCUUGCUACUCUUGCUUGGCUUCCAAUCACUAUAUAUGCAGUGCUAAAUUAUAGAUUAUGGAUUGCCUUAAUCCACUCAACUUGCUGGCCGGCUAUGGUCAUGUUUCAACCAAGAAAGCAUAGGCUUUACUAA
Molecule: messenger RNA, 1023 nt
Organism: Fraxinus pennsylvanica
Lineage: Eukaryota; Viridiplantae; Streptophyta; Magnoliopsida; Lamiales; Oleaceae
Source: the annotation of a GenBank genome assembly